AUGGAGGUGACCGGAAGCUUGCCGGGGCCUCUGAGUAAAAUGGAGGUGACCGGAAGCUUGACGGGGCCUCUGAGUAAAAUGGAGGUGACCGGAAGCUUUCCGGGGCCUCUGGCAGUAAAAUGGAGAAAAUAUACAGUUAUGUUUCCCCAUGCAAGAAGGGAUCCGGAAGAGCCCCAAGAGCCUGAAAGCUCACAUGCGGAGAAAGAGCACAUAGUAAUUUAUGACUCAGACGAUGAACCGGAUUUCUGUGUUUCAAUUCCGAGUGAUACUCAAGUGGAACAGAGUUCAUCAAGUGAUUCACCUGGAAGGAGAAGUCCCGUAGAACUGUUUGUAGAUAUGGGGGAAAAGGUAGAGGCUCUUUGUGGAAGAGUUUCAGUUGACAUUAACCGUGCUCUUACUGCUAAGAGACAAAGACUGGAAACAAAUACUAAGUCUUUGGAAGGAAUUGACCAGAAUAUGAAACAAGUUUGGAACUCACGUGAAGAUGCUGUGGCAAAGCUUAACGAAGAGUCUGCUCAGGCAUUUACAAAUCUGUUUCAGCAAUGGGAUUUGGAUUUUCAGAAAGUGCAGGAAAAAUAUGUAAAACUAAUGAAUGAUUUUCAACAGGAAGAAAAGGCUUUUCAACAGUGUAGACUCGUUCAGAGCAAGAGACUGAAAACAAUUAAACAAAUACAUGAGCAGUUCAUAAAGAAUUUGGAGGAUGUGGAGAAGAAGAACGACUGUCUGCUUAUGGAUAUACACAAUGAACUUAAAGAAGAAAUGAACAGGCUGCGAAGAAAAAUUAUGAAAGAAUCUCAUCAGCAAGAGAUGGUUAGCCUUCAACAGGCUUUUCAGUCCAUGAUGCAUCCUAAGGAACACGGUUCAGGUGCCAGCGAAUAA
Messenger RNA from Microtus oregoni (creeping vole), 879 nucleotides. RefSeq names its product synaptonemal complex protein 3-like. The record is from RefSeq and is a predicted model, not a curated record. The transcript has 9 exons. Bases 1 to 879 code for a protein of 292 amino acids. NCBI's taxonomy places the organism in Eukaryota, Metazoa, Chordata, Mammalia, Rodentia, Cricetidae. Gene Ontology annotation, biological process: spermatid development; meiotic cell cycle. Gene Ontology annotation, cellular component: synaptonemal complex.